This is a messenger RNA of Misgurnus anguillicaudatus (oriental weatherfish), 2000 nucleotides long. Lineage: Eukaryota; Metazoa; Chordata; Actinopteri; Cypriniformes; Cobitidae. The record is from RefSeq and is a predicted model, not a curated record.
UGGCGAUGCUGUUUGUUAUAAAAACCAGGAGUGCAGAUGAAUCUUAUUAACAUUUGAACAUUAAAAUGCUGAAACAAAAGCAAAUCUGGAUUAUUGUACUGCUGUUUUUCUGCCAGCAUGAUAAGAGUCUGGCCACUUCACUAUCUUGUGGUCCAGAUCACAGUCCCAGAUCCCUUUAUCCAGAAACACAUUCUGUAGUUGCCUGUGACUCAGAGACCGCCAAUCUCAACUGUGUGAAUGGGCACAUUCAAGUGCUUUCAGCCAAUUAUGGACGUACGGACAGCAAAACCUGCGCUAGCGGACGACCGGCAAGCCAGAUCUCAAAUGUUCAGUGCACUCAGAGUUCAUCCCGAUGUGUUGUGGCCACUCAAUGUGAUGGAAAAAAGACUUGUUCUGUGCCUGCGGUUUACACAAUCUUUGGUGAUCCAUGUUAUGGGACCUUCAAAUACCUACAUGUGUCCUACACCUGUAUAGAAACAACAUCUGUAGUUGCCUGUGACUCAGGGACUGCCAAUCUCAGCUGUAAGAAUGGGCACAUUAAAGUGCUUUCAGCCAACUACGGACGUACAGACAGUCACACCUGCUCUAGUGGAAGACCAGCAAACCAGCUCUCAAAUGUUCAGUGCAGAUCUGAGGUUUCAUCCAAAUGUGUGCUUACCACUCGAUGUAAUGGAAAACAGACUUGUUCUGUUCCUGCGGUUUACACAAUUUUUGGUGAUCCAUGUAUUGGAACCUACAAAUACCUGACUGUGUCCUACACCUGUGGCCCAGUUUAUUUCUUGAGUGUGGAAGGCAUCUUUACGCUCUUAGAUGUGACCGUCAGUCUGUCCUACAGAUACCCCCCUAAACCAAUGGCCAAACUGAGAGAAAGAUCCAAGAGGUUGGUCGUUUCCUCUGAACCUUUUGCCGAGGCCACCAGAACUACUAGAGCCAGUUUCUUCCUUGCGUUCAGGGCGGGAUAUAAGGUUUGGCUCUUAACCCAAAACAUCUGUCAGCACCUCUCAUGCAAAAAGUUAAAGACUUUACAUCCAUCUGCUUCUCCUUCUUCCUCCACAGAACCUGGUGAAGAAGCGACCCCUCUCGAAGAGGAUGUCAGUGUUUACACCGUGCGGAACAUCCUGGACUCCGGGUGCCUUGUUUCUCACAUCAACAUGCUGGAACAAAAGCAAAUCUGGAUUAUUGUGCUGCUGUUUUUCUGCCAGCAUGCAGGUUUAGGUGAAGGAACUUCACCUAAAAAACAUUCCCAUGCCUGUGAGGGUGGCUCUGUGACCCUCAAAUGCGACCAUGGUUUCAUACAUGUCGAUAAAGCCAACUAUGGACGGACUAGCAGUACUGUGUGCUCUGCUGGGAAACCAGCGAAUCAGAUCUCAAAUGUGCAUUGCUCCCAAAAAACUUCCCUCCAAAAACUUUCCACUUGGUGUAACGGAAAAGCAAGCUGUUCUGUUUCUGCACUGAACUCAGUUUUCUCUGACCCAUGUGUUGGAACUUAUAAAUACCUUGAUGUGUCUUACAGUUGUGUCCAAAGUAAAAAAAGUGUUACCUGUGAGGGUAAACAGAGUCACAUUCAUUGUGAUACUGGUGUCAUUCAGAUUCAACAUGCCCAUUAUGGACGGAGAGACCUAACAAUCUGCAAACACACGAAAGCAACUAAAGCCAACUGUUAUUCUAAUAAUACUGGACACCAUCUGUCUAGAUGCAAUGGAAAGAAGAAAUGUUCUCUGAAUGCUUCAAAUUCUGUCUUUGGUGAUUCAUGUCAUGGCGUUCAUAAGUACUUGGAGGUGACUUACAGCUGUGUUGCUGAAAAACACCACCACCACCACGCUGCUAAACAUCAUUAGUGGAGGAAUAGGCCUACUGCUGUUGAUGAAACAAAAUUUUUUUUAAAGCUUUUUUAUUUCAAUUCAGUUAAAUUGUAAUUUGGUGAUUUUAUUAAUGCAUUAUUAAAAACAUUUAAUAAUGAAUAAUAAUUUUAAACAAAGCAUAAUAAUAAUAAAGAGUGA